AUGGAGAAGAUGGAAAUUUCUUGUCGGACAUUCUUCUCAAUGGAAGAAGAUGGUACUGUUGCUGGUUUGGACGACAUGAACUUUGGAUUCACUCAAGACACUCGUACUCAUGACGAAGUGCAAGCUAGCCAUAAUACAAAGGGAGCCAAGAGGACAAAGAAUUUUCAUUGGAAGGAAGACGAAGUUGUAUGCUCGGGCUGGUUGAAUGUUAGCAAAGAUCCCAUUAAUGGUGCCAAUCAAUCUUGUUCAACUUUUGGGGAAGAGUUCAUGCUUACUUUGAGAAGCACCGAAAAACUACAGGAGGAAGACAAGUGGAAAGUGAAGAUGAUAGAACUUGCUGAGCUGGAGAAAGAGAAACAAGCAAUCAAGAAAAAACAGAAGGUGUCCAGGCCGAGGGAGGAAGAAGCCACUAAUAAUGAUCAAGUCGUAGAAGUUGAUGCUGAAGAAACUAUACUAAGGAAAAGGCCAGAAGGGAUAAAGAAGGCAAAAGAAAAUUUGAGGCGUGGAGGUGGCGAGGCUUGCAUGGAAGCUUUGGACAAGAUGAUGGCAAAGAAGGAGGUCUUGGACAUGGAAAAGGAGAAGGCCAAAGAGGAGAGGUUCAUGGCUACACUAGAGCUAGAGAAGGCUACACUAGAGCUAGAGAAGAAGAUGGUGGCAAAUGAAGAAAAAAAAGCAGAAGCGAAGCUACUCAAAGAGGAAAAAGAAAUUAUGUUAGUGGACAUGUCCUCCCUCAACCCGAUCCAGCGUGAAUGGCUUGAGACGAUGCAGAAGAAGAUUGUCGAGAGGCAGCAUGAAAAUUAA
This is a messenger RNA of Miscanthus lutarioriparius, 801 nucleotides long. NCBI's taxonomy places the organism in Eukaryota, Viridiplantae, Streptophyta, Magnoliopsida, Poales, Poaceae. The record is from the annotation of a GenBank genome assembly.